AUGGCUGGAACCUCCAUUCAUCUAUCCACCGCUGCUUACAUUCCUUCAUCAGCCAUACCAGAUUUCAAAACUCCCAAAUCCCGCAUUCAAGAUCGCUCCAAUACAACCAGCUGCAUCGGUAUCAGUACUACAAGUAAAUAUACCAAACACUCUCUAACCUACAUCUCCUCCUCCAAAGAAUCACAGCACAACAACGAUGCCGUCCUGGCCGACUCCCUCGCCUCAGCACUCCAGCAAUGCGCGGCUGCUCUCUCCUUGCGAGAGGGAACUCAAAUCCACGCCCGCAUUCUCUACCUCGGCCUCGCUUCCGACGUCUAUCUCUGCAGCCAGCUUCUCUACUUCUACUGCUGCUGCCGUUGCCCCGAUGCUGCCCGUUCCAUCUUCGACGCCGUCUCUCAAUCCCACCACAACCUUUUCUUCUACAAUGUCAUGCUCCGAGCCUACGUCGACACCGCCCGUCACGAGGACGCUCUCCUCCUCUUCUCGCAGAUGCUUGCCUCUGGCUUCUAUCCCAACCGUUUCAGCUUCCCUUUCGUACUCAAGGCCUGCUCUGUCCUUGGAUGCCUCCGCGAUGCCCGUGCGAUCCACGGCAUGCUGGUUGUUGCCGGGCUCCAGCACGAUGUCUUUGCUGCCAGCGCGCUCCUGGAUGUGUACUUCAAAUGUGGCUGCUUGGAAGAUGCGUGCAAAGUGUUCGACAGAAUUCCUCACCGGAGUGUUGUGACUUGGAAUUCUUUGAUUUCUGCACUGGCACGGAAUGGGCUUUGGCAGCAUGCUUUGGAUGUAAUGGAUUUUGUAGGGGAUCAGAUUGGCGUGUGUAGCUGGAAUUCGCUCAUUGCUGGCUGUGUUUGUCACGGCGAUGGGGAGUUGGCAUUGGAGAUGCUUGGGUUGAUGUUGGUGUCGCCUUCUUCGGUCAAGCCCAAUUCGGCCACAUUCAACACUCUCCUCCCUGUGAUCCCCACGCUCACACCCUUGGCUCUGUUGAAAGAGUUCCAUGCAUUCACAACUCGGCAGCAUGGGUUAAUGGGCGCAGAUGACUGUAUUGGCCAAGAGAGGUUGCUCUCUGCAGUCACAGCUGGCUAUGCCUACAAUGGCUCUAUGGUGUCUGCGUUGAAAUCAUUCGAGCUAAUUGGCUCAAAAUCCCCCCAAUUGUGGAAUUCAAUCAUCGCAGGAUUUGUCAACUGUGGGCAGCCGCAGGAAGCAUUCAACGUUUUCCACCUGAUGGCAAUGCAACAAGGUUGCCAGUUGGAAGCUAUCCCCAAGGUUUCUCUAACUCUUCUCCUUUCUGAAUGCAGUCCAUCGUCAUCAAGUGGUUUGGAAAUCCAUGCUCAUGUUUGCAGAACUGGCUUGGACUCUGAUACAUCGGUGAACAAUGCGCUCAUAGCCAUGUAUGCUAGGAGAGGCAACAUAGAGCUGUCUGAGCGGGUUUUCACAAGAAUGGCUGACAAGGAUGUAGUUUCUUGGAAUACCAUGUUUUCAAGCUAUGCCCUCAACCAUGAUUUCGAUCAGGCUUUCAAAAUAUUCCACCAGAUGCACAGGGGGGAUGUUAAACCCGAUGAAUUCACGCUUGCAUCCAUCCUCAGUGGGUGUGGGCAUUCAGCAGCCCUCCGACAAGGGAUGGGGAUACAUGGCUGCAUGGUAAGGAGUGGAUUCUCCAUCAAUUACUGUGUCGUCCAAAAUGCCCUCAUGGAUAUGUACGGGAAAUGCGGGUGCGUAGAAGAAGCGGAGAAGGUGUUUGAUGAAAUGGAACUAAAAGAUAUCAUUUCAUGGAACACCAUGAUCUCCUGCUACGGUAUAAAUGCUCGACCCUGUGAAGCCUUCCUUCUCUUUGAAGAGAUGCAAGAGCGUGGAUGGCAGCCAACACGUGUCACAUUCAUUGCCCUGUUAUCGGCCUGCAGCCAUGCAGGCCUAGUUGACGAGGGCCUACGUUGUUUUGAAACCAUGUCUAGCAAGCAUGGGAUAUCUCCUGACAUUGAGCACUAUGCCUGCAUUGUCGAUAGUCUAGGUAGAGCUGGACACCUCGAUGUUGCGUACCGACUGAUCAAAAGCAUGCCCAUGGAACCUGACGACUGCAUUUGGGGCGCUCUGCUCAGCAGUUGUAGGAUCCACAGAAAUGUUGUCUUGGCCGAAGUCGCAGCUAGGCAUCUGAUUGAAUUGGAACCCCAUCAUUCUGGGUACCGUGUCCUGCUCUCGAAUGUGUAUGCAGAUGCAAAGAGAUGGGAUGAUGUCGCACAGGUCCGAGCAGGCAUGAAAGACGAUGGUGUGAAGAAGUGCCCUGGCUGUAGUUGGAUUGAUGUUGGUGGUGAGCUUCAUACAUUCUAUACAGAAGACAAGUCCCACAAACAAUGGACUGCCAUAGACCUCACCCUGGAUGGGUUAACAGAGCAAUUGAAAGCAGAAGGUUAUAUCCCUACAAUCGAGUCUAAAUUCAUUUCCCUUGAUCAAGUAAAGAUGCCAAGGUUCAUGUGA
Magnolia sinica is the source of this 2466-nucleotide messenger RNA. RefSeq names its product pentatricopeptide repeat-containing protein At3g16610-like. Bases 1 to 2466 code for a protein of 821 amino acids. Gene Ontology annotation, biological process: RNA modification. The record is from RefSeq and is a predicted model, not a curated record. Lineage: Eukaryota; Viridiplantae; Streptophyta; Magnoliopsida; Magnoliales; Magnoliaceae. Gene Ontology annotation, molecular function: protein binding; RNA binding. The transcript has a single exon.